Synchiropus splendidus (mandarinfish) is the source of this 2351-nucleotide messenger RNA. It is a transcript of the gene tmem209, whose product is annotated as transmembrane protein 209. Gene Ontology annotation, cellular component: membrane. The transcript is spliced from 15 exons. Bases 81 to 1736 code for a protein of 551 amino acids. The record is from RefSeq and is a predicted model, not a curated record. Lineage: Eukaryota; Metazoa; Chordata; Actinopteri; Syngnathiformes; Callionymidae.
CUUGCGUCAUUCGGCUUCCGGUGGAAAUAUGAACCAUGCAGCGGUGUAGUUGUCAUUCACUUUAACGUGUCGCAGUAGUCAUGUCAACUCCACAGAAGGAGUCCUGUCUUAUUGACAGGGCUCUGAGGAUGAAGAAGGAGGAGCAGGCUCGCCAAGAGGUUCUGGCCUGGGCUGUCCUGAACGUCACCCUGGCUGGAAUGGUUUACAUAGAAAUGUCAGGGAAGCUCCUGAGUCGGUACUACAACAUCAAAUACUGGCCCAUCUGGUACAUAGAACUGGCUCUGGUGUUGGUCUUCAGCCUCAACUCUCUGUUUGAUUUCUGGAGAUACUUCAAGUACACCAUGUCUCCGUCCACCAUCGCUGUGUCCCCUCAGCAGCACCAGCUCCUUGGCCUCAGAAACACAAGUAUUAAGGCAUCACCACCUCUGAAGCCAGAGAAGAAAGAGACCCCAGCCCCAGACCUGUCUACCCCCCUGCAGGGUCAGAGUGUCCUCAGCUUCAGUCCAUCCCGUUCAGCCUCCACCAGCCCAAAGUUUUCCCCCAGCUGUGUAACAGGGUACAGUCCGUCCUCCCCCAGCUGUGCUGGAGGAGCCUACUCUCCUUCUGUGGCUCUUGGGAAGGUAUUGAACUACACCCCUUCGCCCGGCUCCUCCCCUUACCAGAGCAGCUUUGGCACGGCUGACAUGUCCAGUGUGAGAUCCCGGUACCGCACGUCGCCCUCCGUGUUCAAUUCCCCGGGGAGCAAAGAGGACUACAUGCAAGACCUGAAGAGUCUAGAGAGGUUUCUGCGCUUGGAAGAGGAGAAGAGUCACCGCAGCCAACUGGGGAGUCCAGAGUCUGUAUCACCGAACCACAGUCCCACAUUUUGGAACUACAGCCGGUCAGUGGGCGACUAUGCUCAGAGUCUCAGGAAGUUCUUGUACCAGCCGGCCUGCCGCUCUCAGGCGCCCUCAGCCCAUAAGGACGAGACCGAUCUUGGUUCCAAGCAGGCAGCUGAAGAGGUCUGGGCCAGAAUCACGACAAGCCGUCAUGUAGUGGACCGCAUUGACAGCUGGACCGCCAAAUUACGAAACUGGAUCAGCGACACCAUUCUGGUCCCCCUGGUGAAAGAGGUGGAUUCUGUCAACAGCCAGCUGAGGAGGAUGGGAUGUCCUGAGCUGCAGAUUGGAGAGGCCAGUAUCAGUAGCCUCAAGCAGGCAGCCAUCAUGAAGGCCUCGUCCAUUCCCACCUUCAACUCCAUCGUCCAGUAUCUGGAUGUCACGCCCAACCAGGAGUACCUGGUGGAGCGCAUCAGAGAACUUGCCCACAGUGGCUGUAUGAGUUCAUUUCGUUGGAACGCUGGUGGGGAUGUGAAAAGCAGAAAGUGGGACACUGACCUCCCCACUGACUGUGCUAUCCUCAUGCACGUCUUCUGCACAUACUUAGACUCCAGGUUGCCUCCGCACCCCAAAUACCCAGAUGGCAAAACUUUUACAGCGCAGCACUUCAGUCACACACCAGACAAACCAGAUGUGACAAAGGAAAACCUGCUGUGUGUCCACCAGAGCAGCACCAACCCUCCUCACUACCAGCUGGUGUAUCAGGGUCAUGUCUACAGUCUGCCUAAGGGCCGGAACAACCUGUUCCACACUAUCCUCAUGUUCCUGUUUGUCAUCAAGACCAAAGAGUCGGGAAUGUUGGGGAGAGUGAACCUUGGUCUGUCAGGUGUCAACAUCCUCUGGAUCUUGGAGAACUGAUGCAAGAGACUCUGUCAUGUAUCUUAUUUUUGGAACUUUCACUUCAGCUGCCUCGAUCGUUGACUUCUGAGGGUUUUUAGAGCUUGUUCACUUGAAUGUAAAUAAAGUGCUUGUUAUUUUGAGUCACAAAGUGGCUCCGCCCCACAGACCUGUAGUCUGCAGUAUGACCACUGGACCAGUCAAGUGUGAGUCAUCCUGUGAUAGACUUUUGUUAAGAUGCCACCUUCUCAACUUUGAGUUACUGGAAUGAAUCAGUGAAAAUUCUCACUCCACCUCUUACUCAGCAGUCGGAUGUGGAGUAGCUGGAGUUGACUCGAGUUUAAAAUGAGGGAAUGAUUGUCUAGGGUUGUUACUUUGACUGUUAGAGUUGAAUAAACUUUUUUUAAAUGUAAAAAGGUAUCAUUGAGCUCUGAAAUAAAUUACUGUCUGUGUCAAUGAAAAAACUUAAUUUUGCAUAUGUCAUGUCAUUUAUAGAUCAUUUUGACUCAAUAGAUGCAUUCAAAUGACUACUAGUAUGACACUUUUUAUUUAUAUAUUUCUAAUGAAAUUUUCAACAUGUAUAGAAAAAAAACCGGAAAAUCUGUAAUACUGUGUUCACUGCCCAACAACGCCAAU